Molecule: messenger RNA, 1983 nt
Organism: Fimicolochytrium jonesii
Lineage: Eukaryota; Fungi; Chytridiomycota; Chytridiomycetes; Spizellomycetales; Powellomycetaceae
Exons: 3
Coding region: 385-1638 (417 amino acids)
Source: RefSeq, a predicted model, not a curated record
CAACAGUCAAAAGGAAAGGCUGGGCAACUCCCCUCCACUGAAACCAUAAAGCACAAGCAGACACAUACAGCAUAUGGCCCAGUCGCAACCGGACAUCGUCGGCUCCGGCUUGACUGACCACACCGAGGGUCAAACUCCGGCUGCAGACGUUUUGGCGCAGGUAUGUGGGGUCUUUUGUUUGGCGGAGCGGUCCAUGUUGUCACCAGCAUCACCGUACCAGUGAGCCUCCCAAAGAGGCCGCCGAGACUCGACACGACGAUGUCGCAUGGGCUUCGGCAACACGUCGUUGUACCUUCGGGAAAGCAUCACUCAUAACUUACCCCCAAUACCUAGUUAGACGAAACAGUGCCGAGUGUGGUUCAGCAACCCAGUGGAGUUCAAAACAUGCCAGCAAUGUCGGAGAGUCCCACGCCACCAGACAUUGACCGUUCGAGCCCGGAGAGUAAGCAUUUAGAAGAGCGGCGAGGUCCCGCACGUCCCUACACUCCUCCGAACGAUCCGAACUCUCCUCGCCGCGAUUCUAGGGGCCGCGCCGAUUUCUCGCCGUCCCUCCACAUUCCGCGUCGGAAUACGCAUGUCAUAGUGAGGCCACCCAUUGUUGAAAGCUAUCGAGGACGAGACUCAUCUCCAGUGAGAACUGAAUAUGGAGGCGAUGAGGAUGAUACGGUAUCAGUCCGGUCCGCUCUCGCCACGCGGACUCUCAAAGCAGCUCGCCCGUCUCAACGCGUCAUAACGAAGUCGCAGAAGAUUUCCAGUAUACAGAAUGUCUUUAGCGAAAGCCAGAAGAUCGCGUAUGUGGGGUUAUGCUACCUGAGUGUGGUGCAUCAUCCGAAGGCAGAUGUCAAGGGGUUGAAGAAGGCAAACGACAGUUACUCUACAUGGGCAGACCACUUCAUGGAGAAGCUUUAUGUGUUUUUGGACAUCAAAUCUGAAGAGCGAUCAAUGAUCAAGAGCUUGGCAGAACAUGGGUUGGUGCCGUCAGAUCUCUCCAAGUCCCUGAUUGACGACGCAAAGAAAGCUGCAGCUAUGAUCAGUGAACGCCAGGAGAAACGGCAACGAGCAGAAGAAGAGGCGAUGGAAAAAGGCCUUCCCUUCGACUUUGAUGACUCCCAAGAGAAUGGAGUCGACGACGCUGAGCUGACAGAUAUCCGCUUCACGAUCCUGACGCAUUUAUUCAUUCUCUGCAUCAUGGACGGGCAGUACGAUUCCCGCAGUCGCACGGUUCUGAGAUCGGUGGCCCAAUAUUUGGAGAUACCCUGGGCGGACGUUGUCCGAUUGGAAGGAGCGAUCGCGGAUCAGUUGAGAAUCUACGAGGAUAGCGAAGAAGUCAAAGGAGACGUUGAAAUCGUAGGGAAGAGGAAUCGGGCCGAUACAAAGAAUCGAUGGCUGUUUACCGGGAUAGCUACUCUCGCUGGAGGAGCCGUUAUUGGUCUGACAGCAGGUCUGGCUGCUCCUUUGAUUGCUGGUGGGAUUGGCGUGGCACUAGGAACGUUCGGUGUGACCGGGGCGACUGCAGCGCUGUCCACAACUGGAGCACUGGCCCUGAUCACCACGGGGGGUGUCCUCACUGGCGGAGUGCAAUCCAGGAAUGGGAGGGGUGAAAAUGAUGAAACGAACAAAAGGCAUCACACAGUUUGAGUUUCUUUACAUCGAGGACGGUUUGCGGAUGAUUGAAGAGAACAAGGAGAAGCGUAGAACGGAGCGGCGGAAACGCCGACGUCGAGAAGCUCGAGAAGCUUUACAUCAGAAGCUUGACCAGCAGAAAGCCGAUAAGGAGCAAGCCCAAGAUGCGGCGAAAGGCGAAGCUCCCGGAGAACCAAACAAAGGGGACGACGCGAAAGAAGUGUACAUUUCGGAGGCAUCUCGGGAAACAGAAGAAGAGCCCUUGCCGCGGUAUGAGGCGAUGACGCAGGAAAAGUUCGAUCGUAUCGGCAAUUGGGUGAAUACGACUUCGGAUCAGCGGAUGGACUCGGACUCUACCGA